This is a messenger RNA of Bacillus rossius redtenbacheri, 3260 nucleotides long. It is a transcript of the gene Sec61alpha, whose product is annotated as protein transport protein Sec61 subunit alpha. The transcript has 8 exons. The coding region runs from base 205 to 1635 and encodes 476 amino acids. Lineage: Eukaryota; Metazoa; Arthropoda; Insecta; Phasmatodea; Bacillidae. Gene Ontology annotation, cellular component: Sec61 translocon complex; membrane. Gene Ontology annotation, molecular function: signal sequence receptor activity; transmembrane protein transporter activity; ribosome binding. Gene Ontology annotation, biological process: SRP-dependent cotranslational protein targeting to membrane, translocation; post-translational protein targeting to membrane, translocation. The record is from RefSeq and is a predicted model, not a curated record.
ACCUCUGAAGUCCAGCAUCAUCGGUCACGUGAUCUUGUGUUGAAAGUUGUGCCGUUGACGUGUACAAAAUCCACCAAGGAGGUCGCAGGAGGAAGAGAGAAAGUACCGUUGUUUCACGUUGAGUCUGUCAUUUCGGGUCGUGUGAGUGGCGGUGUAUUAGGCGAAGUGCUGGAGGUGUGAUUCCCAUUUUAGGGAUACAUAAAGAUGGGGAUUAAAUUUUUGGAAGUCAUAAAACCUUUCUGCAGCAUAUUGCCUGAAAUAGCGAAGCCAGAAAGAAAGAUCCAGUUCAGGGAAAAAGUGCUAUGGACCGCCAUCACGUUAUUCAUUUUCCUCGUCUGCUGCCAGAUCCCGCUGUUCGGCAUAAUGAGCUCCGACUCGGCGGAUCCGUUCUACUGGAUCCGAGUGAUCCUGGCAUCGAACCGCGGCACGCUCAUGGAGCUGGGCAUCUCGCCCAUCGUGACGUCGGGGCUGAUCAUGCAGCUGCUGGCGGGGGCCAAGAUCAUUGAGGUGGGCGACACGCCCAAGGACAGGGCCCUAUUCAACGGCGCGCAGAAGUUGUUCGGCAUGGUGAUCACGGUGGGGCAGGCCAUCGUGUACGUGAUGACGGGCAUGUACGGGGACCCGGCGGAGAUCGGCGCCGGCGUGUGCCUGCUCAUCAUCAUCCAGCUGUUCGUGGCGGGCCUCAUCGUGCUCUUGCUGGACGAGCUGCUGCAGAAGGGCUACGGCCUGGGCUCAGGCAUCUCGCUCUUCAUCGCCACCAACAUCUGCGAGACCAUCGUGUGGAAGGCCUUCAGCCCGGCCACGGUCAACACGGGGCGCGGCACGGAGUUCGAGGGCGCGGUGAUCGCGCUGUUCCACCUGCUGGCCACGCGGCAGGACAAGGUGCGGGCGCUGCGCGAGGCCUUCUACCGCCAGAACCUGCCCAACCUCAUGAACCUGCUGGCCACCGUGCUCGUGUUCGCCAUCGUCAUAUACUUCCAGGGAUUCCGUGUUGACCUGCCCAUCAAGUCUGCGCGCUACCGCGGCCAGUACAGCAGCUACCCCAUCAAGCUGUUCUACACCUCCAACAUUCCCAUCAUCCUGCAGUCCGCCCUGGUCUCCAACCUGUACGUCAUUUCCCAGAUGCUGGCGGUGAAGUUCCCGGGCAACUUCCUGGUGAACAUGCUGGGGGCGUGGGCGGAUGUGGGGGGCGGAGGCCCGGCGCGCUCCUACCCGGUGGGCGGACUGUGCUACUACCUGUCGCCCCCGGAGAACAUCGGCCACAUCCUGGAGGACCCAGUGCACGCCAUGCUCUACAUCGUCUUCAUGCUGGGCUCCUGCGCCUUCUUCUCCAAGACGUGGAUCGACGUGUCCGGCUCCUCCGCCAAGGACGUUGCGAAACAGCUGAAGGAGCAGCAGAUGGUGAUGCGCGGCCACCGGGACAACUCGAUGGUCCGCGAGCUGAACCGCUACAUCCCCACGGCUGCUGCGUUCGGGGGCCUGUGCAUCGGGGCGCUGUCGGUGCUGGCAGACUUCCUGGGGGCCAUCGGCUCUGGCACGGGCAUCCUGCUGGCGGUCACCAUCAUCUACCAGUAUUUCGAGAUCUUCGUCAAGGAGCAGAGCGAGAUGGGAGGCAUGAGCACGUUGCUCUUCUAGGCAAACCACUGUGUGGCUCUGCGGGAAAAUCAAUUUUUUGUUUUGGUGCACACGUACAUCGAACAACUCUCGACGGAUGGUGCAGUUCUUUUGUAAAGUGAAUAUAAUGAAUACAAAUUUUAUUACAGAGCUCCAUGUGUGCUUGCCUAGCCGUAUAUGUUACAACAAAUUACUGUGGAUAAAUGUCUUGAUGUGCUUCUGUUAACAGCUGUAUAGAUGCUGAAACUAUUCAGGAAGAGUAACCUUUUUUUUCUUUGCCCUUUUGAAUUUGUUCAUUAAUAUCUCUGCACAUUGACACUUUACAAUAUUUAAGUACUGCUGUUAAAAGAAAUUGUGAAAAAUUAUAAUAAAUUGUGAUUAAUAAUUUUGAUGGAAAAAAGGUUCCUAUUUUUAUUUAAAAAAACACAUGCUAGCUAACUCUUGUGCAGAAUUGUCUUGUAAACCGACAGAUUGGAAUAGGGGAUCAAAUCUAUCUCUAAUGACUAUUUGCCACCGUGUGUAAGCGAAGCGGGCCCGGCGGAAUGUGCAACCCUCGAGUGACAAACCCGAUGCCAUGCUCUGAGGGAGAUCUCGCACAGCUGAAGCUGGGAAAACGUCUAUACUUGUGUAUUGCGGAGAGCAUUAAUUUAAUUGUUCGUGGGCUUGAUCGAACGUGGGUACUUAACAUGUGUUGUGAGUGUCCAGGAUGACUGGGACGGAUAGUGGCAGAGCUCAGUCAAGGUUCAUAUCUUACGCUCGCAUCGUUUCAUUGCAUACAAGAAUUUGAUUAUUUAAAGUUAUUACCACUAAACAGCAAUUUUUUGAUGUAGAUAACCUAUUUCUGCAAAUGAUAGAAUGCCAAUAGCCUGAAAUUUUAACAUAUUCAUGUUUUGAUCCAGCAUACACUAUUAUGUGAGGGUCACUUUCUAAAUCAUAUUGAGCCAACUGUGUCACAAAUAUUUGAGACUGUCCUAGAAACAAGACAUUUUAUCUGAAGACUUGAGCCGUAAUCAUUACACUGGGAAAGAUUACGAUUUUACUUGUAAUUAAACUUCUGUGCAAGCAAGCAUGUGAGAUUUAACUGCAGAUUGCCAGUAAAAAUUGCUGAUAAUACUCAAAUUUUUCAAAUUUACUUGCAGGAAAUUAUAGCAGUGUUUCUAAAUUGUUGGUUUGGAUAGCCAUAAGGAAAUUAACAAGUACCUAGUAAUACUGCCUAGUGUACCGGACACUUGAGCUAUGGUGACUACACUGUGUCUUAUGGCUCAGUUUUGCAGGCACAAAAUGUUUUGAACUAAAUUUAUUAGUCUAUGAAUGACUAGCAAUUGGUUUCGGCUCGACUUUCUGAAAAUUAACUUGCAUAUUGUGUUAUGUGAAUUUCAAGAGCUCUUAUCUUAGGAGUUGCUGUUAAAGAGCUCUUAUCUUAGGAGUUGCUGUUACCAGUCACCUGGUGUUGGGUAGCUGGGUCUUUUCUUUGUUUGCAUUGAACUAUGUGCAUUUUUAAGGUAGUUGUGUAGCAUUUAAUUGUUUUAAGCUGGUAAUGAGUGUUAUAGAGAGCAAGAAUGUAGAUUGUGUGCUAAAAUCCUGUGACUUGUGGACACAUUGAUCAUUUUAUAUUGUUACACAAAUACAAACCGAAAAAACUGUCA